Molecule: messenger RNA, 3434 nt
Organism: Pygocentrus nattereri (red-bellied piranha)
Lineage: Eukaryota; Metazoa; Chordata; Actinopteri; Characiformes; Serrasalmidae
Product: growth arrest-specific protein 7
Exons: 14
Coding region: 293-1714 (473 amino acids)
Biological process (GO): actin filament polymerization; neuron projection morphogenesis
Cellular component (GO): plasma membrane; cytoplasm; actin filament
Molecular function (GO): actin filament binding
Source: RefSeq, a predicted model, not a curated record
CUCUUCUGCCUGUGCCAUGCAUGUAGAGUCGUUGGGUCACUACCGUGUUGUGCCACAGAAAGCGAAGUAAAGCGAAGCCGCUGGGUUGGUCGUCUGUUAUUUUCCACAGAGGUGUGGGCAGAGGAGCAGAUUUAAACGAGGCGUCACCACACAGUCACCGGACUUGCGGGAACACGGCGAGGUUUCAAGUGAUAAAUGCUACCGUGUGUCAUUAAGAAGAAACCGAGUUUGAGUGCUUUUCUGGGGAGAAACGGUCUAACCUGUUGUCACUGAGCGCCUGGAAAAGUUGGCCAUGUCUGGAUCUUUCUGUAAAAGUUUGUACGCCUUCAGCGGGGAGCAGCAUCAGCAGGGCUUGAAGUUCGAGGCUGGAGAAAUGAUCAAAAUAAUCCAGGCUUUGCCAGGUGGAUGGUGGGAAGGAGAGAAGGAUGGAGUGAGAGGAUGGUUUCCCUCGAGUUACGUUCAGGUCGUGGAGAAGUCUGUCUCCAUGAGUGUGUUGCCUGGUGAGGAGCCGAACCAGAGCCCCCUGCCCAAAGACUGGAAGAGUUACGUGUCACCACAGGGACGGAGAUACUAUGUCAACACUGUAAGCAAUGAGACUACAUGGGAGAGACCAUCCAGUGUCCCUGGGACCCCCAAAACAUCACUGCGACAUAAGAACUCUUUACCUGCGGUGAAUGGAUUUCAUGGCAGUGGUAGCCCGUUGCAUCAGACAGAGCAGUCCCAUGUGCUCCAGCGGAAGUCUAGCACAGAUCAACAGAGCCCCGUGUCCACUUCACCAAGGAAGCAGGAGCGCGAGACCUCAGUUACUAUCAAUUGCAUAACGUUUCCCCUCCCACUGCACAUGGCUGAGCAGCAGUUGCUUAAACCGGACGAGUGGAGCUACUGCGAUUUUUUUUGGGCAGACAGAAAGGACCCGCAGGGGAACACCUCCAUCACAGGCUUUGAGGUGUUACUGCAGAAGCAGCUGAAGGGGAAACAGAUGCAGAAGGAGAUGGCUGAGUUUAUGAGGGAAAGAAUCAAGAUUGAAGAGGAGUAUGCCAAAAACCUCUUGAAACUCUCACAGAUCCCACUAGCAUCUCAGGAGGAAGGCACACUGGGAGAGGCCUGGGCCCAGCUGAAGAAAAGCCUGGCUGAUGAGGCUGAAGUGCAUAUCAAGUUCUCCUCAAAGCUGCAAAGUGAGGUGGAAAAGCCAUUCCUUACAUUUCGAGAAAACUUCAAGAAGGAUAUGAAAAAAAUUGACCACCACAUUGCUGACCUCAGGAAGCAGUUGGCCAGCCGAUACGCUGCUGUAGAGAAGGCACGUAAAGCCCUUGCAGACCGGCAGAAGGACCUGGAGGUGAAGACACAGCAGCUGGAGAUCAAACUGAGCACUAAGAUCGAGGAGGACAUCAAGAAGGCCCGCAGGAAAUCCACACAGGCAGGGGAUGAUCUGAUGCGAUGUGUUGAUCUGUAUAACCAGUCUCAGUCGAAAUGGUUUGAGGAGAUGGUCACUACAAGCCUGGAGUUGGAAAGACUGGAGGUGGAGCGUGUGGAAAUGAUUAGAAAACAUCUCUGCCAGUACACGACGCUGAGGCAUGAGACAGACAUGUUUAAUCAAAGCACCAUGGAGCCAGUGGACAAACUGCUCCAGAUUGUGGACCCUGCGAAAGACAGAGAGCUGUGGGUAAAAGAACACAAGACAGGGGAGGUGAGGCCAGUGGACAUGGAAAUCUAAUGGAGCUCUAGUACAGAGGUUAUGCUGUUAUCUCAGUGAUGGAGCUGGCCCUGUGGGGCUAUGGACAGGUUGUCCAUUCAGGUGUGUCAGCUGAAUAUCAGUCCUGGAACUUGGAGGAACAUCACCCUGGAAUGUUAACACACUAUUCAAUUGGGAGCCAGUAAAAGGAACUGCUGUGUCUGAACAGAUGAAGCUCUACUGACCAAAGCCGAUUGCUAUAUAUGCUAUAAUGGAAAACCAGUGAAGCCAGUUCUUUGAGAGCUGACCCAAGAACCCAAGGAUAAAACUAUACAUGCACUGCAUUGCCAGUUUAUUAGGUAUGCACUAACAUGUUGGUGUCACUCCUAUGCUGAGAAUGGUUCAUCACCCAAAUAAAAGUAGUGGUGGUGCUAUGGGGGUCCCUUUUCAAUGAGGAAUGAGAUAGAGAGGGGCUUUAAAUUACAUGGUAGGUGUUUCUGAUAAAAUGGGCAAUGAGUGUAGGUACAAGAUUGGUGUACCUAAUAGUAGGGGUGUCAAAAUAUGUAUGUCUAUUUUUUUUUUAAUAUAUGGAGGUCCAAGAUGAUAGCUUUGACCUUUGACAGUUAAUUCGCCAUGCUAUUUGAAAUGACAGAGAGCAAACUAGAGUUGUAACAAGCAGAAUAAUCCAUCUCCUGCUUCUGAAUGGGCUAAAGAAAUAACUCGCUCCGCAAAGAUGGUUAUAGCUUUUUACACCACUACUCAGUCAUAGAGAGUCUGGACUCUAUUGUUUUCUAGGAGUGACUGAGCCACAAUAAAUAAUUAAUUUCAGCCAGAAAGUAAGAGUCACACUUUAUGUAGAAACAUAAAAUCUGAUUGGAAAUUAAUUCAAAUGAAGUGAUGCUCAGUUCACUUCAUUUUAAGAUGAAGAGUCAAACACAUGUGACACAGAUCUGGCACUUUUUGUGCUUUUGGGACAACAAUGACGAUUAUGAAAACAAACAAACAAAAAUAUUUUGGGAAUUACAAAAAAAUAUUAAACAAAGCGCAGAAAGUUAUGUUAACAUUUCUUUCCUAAUUCUGUAUUGAAAAUGUAUCAAAUCAUGAUGCAAAACCGUCAAUAGGUACUGUAAAAUUUGCAUGUUGUAACACUUCUACUUAAUAGGGAUGGAGAAACUUAAAGCUCAUGCUGUCUAAGCUAAAUGAGCACAUGAAACACGUUUGCUUUCUAUCAGUUGCAGUAUAAAAAUCCUUAUAUGCUCUUUAACCAGCCCGGACUGGUCUUGAAUAACUAUAAAUCCGAUAAAGUGGUACAGCAGAAGUGAGAGAUGACUUGCUGUUUAACAAAAUGAGAUAACAUGUCAGUAUAAUUGUAUCAACAGCACAAGUGCAUUAAUCUGGCACAUUAUAUACAACACAGAUCGACCCAAAAUGAAAAUAAUAAAUUGGCCAGUUGCUUGUUUGGAGAAAAAAAUCAGGCUUUUCCAGUCUUGUCCAAUUCCGACCAUGCCCCACUUGUAUCUAACAAACUGGCAACUCAGUGUAGAUCUUUGUUUCUUUGUUUCUUUAUCUCUAUCUCUCUCUCUCUCACCCCCCCCCCCCCACACACACACAAACAAACAAAGAAACCUGGAAUUGCAACAAUGCAAAGAAUAACUAAAUAUCUGUUCAAUUCUUACUCAGGAGAAGAAAUGUAAUUCCCAGAAGAACUGAGUAUUCUAGUUAAAGAAUAAAUAAACCUGAAGAGAAAGUUUGCACAGAUCAA